AUGGGGUCGAUGAGGGCUCCUUUGGGAAGAAUUGAUACGCGCCUGAGAAUGUCUGACACUCCCGCGGAUGAACCGGUCACCUCCUCAUUCCCAUCUAUUGUCGCAUUUGAGGACCUACUGCAGCGUGACCAGAGGCCCCUCAACUACAUGGGAACAUCUCAGCCCAAAAUGGACCCUCGAGUCCAAUUCGCAUCUGAGACGUCCCACAACCCGAUUCACGGUCGAGGCAUCGGCAAGCCAUAUCCUCGACUAGAGUUGGACGUCGCUCUAGACAAAUAUCACUCGCUGGAUGGCUUCACUGAACCCGUGAGCCCACGGAAUACUCCAGCCUCGAUCAGUUGCUGUGAAAGCCCUGAAGAUUCAGCUCGGCCCGUUGAGACCCAAAACAUGCGUACCAGCUCUGCGCCGCAAAUCCAGUCUUUGGCCUUCGAAUGGUUCGAUGGCAAGUCAGAGGGAGACCUGAUGCACUUUGACGGCAAUUCAGAGAGCAAAGCUCAGAAACGCCGGUUCUCGGCUGAUUAUGAGCAUCGCUCUUCCACAAUCCUCCCGCCGAAAGACCUCACCCAAACCACCGGCACAGCUUCCAGUGAGAAACCCGAAGACAAUUCUCCACAUAUGCCCUGCGUACGAUCCUCUCCGCCACCUACGCCCUCUCCAAAGUCGCGCUCACCUCCUGCAGACCGUCCCAUUCCUACGGUAGAGCGAAAGGCCGACUACAUUGCUGCGCACGGCCAGCAGAAGCAUUACAAGAAGUGGAAGGGUUCAAACCGUGCUCUUGCUCAGCGGGUCUCACCAUAUCGUAGCCCGCCCAAGGCACCCAAGAUUCGACCUCUGAAUCGACAGUCUGACGUUCCGUUCUCGUCUCUUUUACCUUCGUCGGGCCGCCAAGAAGGUUCCAGAGACCUGGCAAGUCAAACCGACCCAAGCCAGGAAACAGUUGAACACAAUAUUCCCGCGGAUGAGAAGAAUGUUGCAACUGGCGCGACAGAUGCCAGGGUUGAUGAAUCCACUGACCCGUCUUCCGAUCUCGUGGGACUCUCGUUUUCGAUUUAUCGAGUUCAGCAUCCUCAACAACACUCAGUCCUAGGUUUGGGCGGAAGUGCUUUCCAAGUCGAAAUGACCUCCACACCAUUCCCAUUUCACGUCUCAGAUCGUGAAGAAGAGGAGGCUGAGCAUACUGUCAACCGCCCAUCGUUCGAGGACUUGGUGUUCCAUCAUUAUGUGGUCUUGCCCGCCGUCGUUGCACGCUUCCCUGUUGCUGUGUUUUCGAUCUUGAACAGGGCCUGUAACUCGCGGAUCGGUACAAUCCUUCUCUACUUGGAGAAGAUGUUUUGGUCGAUUGUCAUCGCAUUCUUCCUUGCUUUUUUGGCCAAGUUCCGCCGCCGGCCUGGAAGCGGCCCAGGUGCUGGACACGGACACUGA
Penicillium cataractarum is the source of this 1422-nucleotide messenger RNA. RefSeq lists its product as uncharacterized. The record is from RefSeq and is a predicted model, not a curated record. NCBI's taxonomy places the organism in Eukaryota, Fungi, Ascomycota, Eurotiomycetes, Eurotiales, Aspergillaceae. The transcript has a single exon. The coding region runs from base 1 to 1422 and encodes 473 amino acids.